This is a messenger RNA of Periophthalmus magnuspinnatus, 2201 nucleotides long. RefSeq names its product purine nucleoside phosphorylase 6 (gene pnp6). The record is from RefSeq and is a predicted model, not a curated record. Gene Ontology annotation, molecular function: purine-nucleoside phosphorylase activity. Gene Ontology annotation, cellular component: cytoplasm. The transcript has 6 exons. Bases 126 to 980 code for a protein of 284 amino acids. Gene Ontology annotation, biological process: nucleoside metabolic process. NCBI's taxonomy places the organism in Eukaryota, Metazoa, Chordata, Actinopteri, Gobiiformes, Gobiidae.
GCAUGACCUCGACUGUCCUGAAACGCGGAUCUCCAUCAACCGCUAAACUACUGUGAAGUUGGAACGCGGAGCUACUGUCUAACAAACUAAACUAACAAAGACCGAUCAGCAAGUUGUCUCUGGAGAUGGAAGCGCCCUCCCAUCACAUCAGGUUUGAAGAGUACAAAAAAACAGCAGAGUGGUUGUUGAACCGAACAAAGAUACGCCCAAUAGUGGCCAUCAUCUGUGGAUCAGGUUUGGGUGGUCUGGCUGACAGGCUGGAAGACAGUGUAACAAUCAAAUAUGAAGACAUCCCUCAAUUUCCCACUAGCACUGUCCAAGGUCAUGCUGGUAAGCUGGUCUUUGGAAGACUCGUAGGACACGAUUGUGUGUGCAUGCAGGGGAGAUUUCACUUCUAUGAAGGCUACAGUAUACACACGGUGUCGUAUCCUGUGCGUGUCUUCUCUCUGUUGGGAGUGAAAACUCUGAUUGUGACAAAUGCAGCAGGAGGACUCAACGACAGCUUCAGUGUUGGAGAUAUUAUGAUCAUUAAGGAUCACAUUAACAUGCCAGGCUUUGCAGGACAAAACCCUUUGUGUGGACCAAAUGAAGAAAGGUUUGGAGUGCGUUUCCCCUGCAUGUCCGAUGCUUAUGAUCGUGAACUGAGGCUUAAACUGAGGUCUACAGCUGAAGCCAUGGGGGUAGCCCACUUCCUUCAAGAAGGUGUUUACUGCAUGUUGGCUGGGCCCUCAUACGAGACCAUUGCAGAGUGCAAACUUCUGCAGACUCUGGGGGCUGAUGCUGUCGGCAUGAGCACAGUCCCAGAGGUGCUGGUGGCUCGUCAUUGUGGUUUGCGUGUCCUGGGAGUGUCUCUUAUAACAAACAAGGUGAUAACAGACUACAACAGUGAAGAAAAAGCUAAUCAUGAGGAAGUCCUGAAAACCACACAGGAACGAACCAAGCUCCUUCAAGAUCUUGUCUGUGGAGUCCUCAAGAUGUAAUGUCAUAAGCAUGAAAAGUCCACAUAAACAAGAGUGCAGUUAUGUGGAAAUCCUAGCUGCAUAGAACAGGGUAUUGAAGGUUUGGGUGUUUUUAAGAUUAACAUUAUUUUGGGGGAAAAGAGGUAAAAAAUGGUACAGUUUUUGGAAACAUUAAACGCUAGAAGCUUAAAUUAUUCUUACAUUUAUAUGAAAGUGUAAUAUAUUGUACUUUUAAAACAUAAAAUAUAACUAGUUUAUAGGAAUAGGAAAGACAUAUUAAUGUAUUAUUUUUAUUACUGAUAUUUGCCUUUAUUUUAUUGUAUGCUUAAAAGUAUAUGUAUAUCAAAUGUAACUAUAAAUGUGUACAAAAGGUAAAAUUUACAACUCAACAGGAUUAAACUAUAUGGGCAACCAUGAGCCCUGUGGCCAUCGUGUAGUCACAUUAGUAUUCAAAAAAACAGUGUAGAAGAGCUGCCUUAAGUCAAAUGUGUGAUAUUGCAUAUUGAGGUUGUACUAGGGAUUGACUAGGACAGAUGUAUGAACAAAGCUGCACACACACACACUGAGAGACCACUGUGCUGUAUGUGACAGGAAUUAUUAUUAUACGUACAGUACAUGGGCCUUCCCGCUUCUCUGUGCUGAUCUGGGCCCCCUGCCAAGGCCCUUUGAGUGUCUUAUUCAUUAGCACUGCAAAGGAAAUCAAACCCUAGAUCAGUAGUCUACUUCCUAAAACAUGUGAAAAAUGGUGCUUGUAUUCAACUGGUUGCACCCUCUUUUGUACAUUUUACACAAAAGGUUUAGUUGUUGUCCCACAUUGGUAGGGUAGGUCAGGGUGUACCAAACUGAAAGAAAUAGCAUAUAUUUUUUGACUGGUUGAAAUCUAAACCGGCAGUGAUUAGACUAUUACUUUUCCUUGCUGAAGCAGUCUCUAUCCAUCUUUAUAAAGUAUUGAAAAAGCAUGUCAUCUUGGGCUUCCUAGGUGAUUUUGUUUAGCAUAAAAUAUUUUACUUGUUUGCCAGUAAGAUUAAUAAUAAGGGAGUCAUCAUUUUACAUUUUCCUACUGACAAAGCUACUACAAACUGAACAACGAAUCUUUGGAAAAUAUAUACCCCUCUUAUGUUUUUCAUAGCUCUAUGAAGUUGUACUGUUUAGCUGCUACAGUGAAUAAGUUAUAUGCUCUAUGUAAUCUAGCUGUGUAUGAAUCAUCAAAUGCUGCUACCAAUAAAAAUCAUCUUGAUGAAA